GUGAAUGAUGCAGAAAGCACGGUGGCGGUGGAGUUCACGCCCACCAUUCCUCACUGCAGCAUGGCGACGUUAAUCGGCCUCUCCAUAAAAGUAAAAUUGCUCCGAUCUCUGCCCGAGAGAUUUAAGCUGGAUGUUCAUAUAACACCAGGAACACAUGCCUCUGAGCACGCAGUUAAUAAACAGCUUGCUGAUAAAGAACGUGUAGCAGCUGCUCUGGAAAACUCUCACUUGCUGGAAGUGGUGAAUCAGUGUUUGUCUGCUCGAUCAUAA
Molecule: messenger RNA, 270 nt
Organism: Pelecanus crispus (Dalmatian pelican)
Lineage: Eukaryota; Metazoa; Chordata; Aves; Pelecaniformes; Pelecanidae
Source: RefSeq, a predicted model, not a curated record